GUUUUCUGUAUUUGGAUCUGGCACCAAGAUGAGGAAUGUAUUCAGAUCAUAAAAAGUAGACUCGAGCAACAGGCUCUACUUCAUGGUGUAGUAUAUGGUCGCUUUAAAACUCCAACGAUCGUUGUGAAUUUUUUUUCACAUGGCCAUUUCUUCUCGAUUCAAAGGAGGGAGCAAAUAUCUCAUAGAUUGCAAGGAAUUUUAAUUCAAUGAGGGUUUUAGAAUUGAAGGCAAACAUUUAAUUCAUUCUUUGCGCUAUUGGAGAGAUCCACCAGUGACAUUGCAAAUGCUCCAUAGACACUUGAGUUCAGUUCCAGGAAAGGGUUGGUGACAGGAAGCCUUUAGCAACACUGAGCCCACUAAUUAGAUAUACCCAGAAUUACUGAUUACAGAAAAAAAACCCACCAGUGUGGCACCUACAGGCAAGAAACUCAAAAAAGUUCAUGAAAAUCUUAUAGAUGCAUUCGCUUUGAAGAAAUAGUAGGAAAAAAAGGAACCGAUUUAUCUGUUUUCGGAGUUUGAUCGAAAAAUUGAGCUUGUCUCUAACCUUUUGUUUUGUAAGAAGUUGUUUAUUAUAUCACACAAUUUUGCUAAACAGAGGCGGUGUGUGGGUGGUGCCUUGGAUGAAGGUAGAGAUGACCUUUAGAUUAUGAUAAGAAAAACAAGAGGAGUACGGCAAGAAACCAUGUUUUUUUACCGAGGUUUGUGUAAGGUCAUUGCCUAGGGUACAUAAGGUUAAUGGGUGCAUUCCGGUAUCACGAUUAGAAGUGAGCGAUAGGCUGUGAUGUUUUGGGUCACUACCCACCAUAUGUGCGAUUAUAUAUGCUUCAAGUAUUUACUGAGUGGUGUAUUGUUGAAUUGCUUUGACUUUUUCAAGUUUAAUGAAUUCAAAUCAACUUUUUUUAACCAUAGGUUGGCUCAGUACUCUCCUCUCACAGUCAGUAUGUCUACAAUUAGGAAUAGAGAGUGCUUUAAGCGCAAGUAAAUUCACCAAUGCACUUUAAUAUGGUCUAACAAACCAAUGAUAAUCCUUUUUUCUGUGUCAAGAUGUCAUGUCUUCUGUUAUCACAUUUCAUUUUCCGAUUUCUUGUUUAAUUUUACGUUGUCGUUAUUCUCUUUCCUGUUGCUGUCUGAUAGUCAAUUAUCUUUAAGAGGGUAAGUGACAAAAUAUCUCGCAGCUUUUUUUUACAGUCCACCUUUCCAAUGCGGUUCCAUUCGAUUGAGUUAGGACCAAUUCAUUUGAUAUAUCUUCCAUGAACUGUGGCUCGUAAUGAGGGAUAUCGUACCAGUUUUGCAUUAUUCCAUCGAUUAGGUCUUUUGUCAAAUAUUCUGUUUUCGUUGGUUUCCUGGAAACCCAUGAUAGGAACAUUUCUAUAACAAGCAAGUUUACGUUUUUA
Molecule: messenger RNA, 1394 nt
Organism: Phytomonas sp. Hart1
Lineage: Eukaryota; Euglenozoa; Kinetoplastea; Trypanosomatida; Trypanosomatidae
Source: the annotation of a GenBank genome assembly